Mauremys mutica (yellowpond turtle) is the source of this 7015-nucleotide messenger RNA. It is a transcript of the gene AAK1, whose product is annotated as AP2 associated kinase 1. Gene Ontology annotation, molecular function: protein kinase activity; ATP binding. Gene Ontology annotation, biological process: protein phosphorylation. Lineage: Eukaryota; Metazoa; Chordata; Testudines; Geoemydidae. Bases 387 to 4247 code for a protein of 1286 amino acids. The record is from RefSeq and is a predicted model, not a curated record. The transcript is spliced from 22 exons.
GUUGGAGUCAGAUCAGCCCUGUAAUGGUCUCUGGUUAUCAGCUGCUGUUCGCCUCCUUUAAGUGGCAAUGUUACCUUAUAACCAUGUUCCAGCCUGGGCCAAUAGAGGGGCUGCAGCAAUGGUAACGCUGUGGCCAAGCUGCUAGCUUCAGCCUAUUUACAGCAAAGCGCUGGGACAGCCGCCCCUUUAGCACCUAGGUCUAAAUCUGACCAGCUCUGCCUGCCAGGAGGGGAAAAAAAGCAUCUGCCCUACUUAAAACAAACAAACAAAAAAUCACCACUAGGAGUGGAUUAUUUUUAUUGGCUGGAAUCAAGAAAGGGGGGGGGGGGAUUGGACCUUGACAACAACAUCACCUUUAAUCAUAAUACAAUUAUUUCUCUGGAGAGAUGAAGAAGUUUUUUGACUCUCGUCGAGAGCAGGGCGGUUCUGGCCCUGGUUCUGGUACCAGUGGAGGAAGUGGCAGUAAUACAGUGGCAGGGAGUGGGUACAUUGGUAGGGUGUUCCAUAUUGGGAGAUACCAGGUGACGGUGGAUGAAGUGCUGGCUGAAGGUGGAUUUGCUAUUGUGUUUCUGGUGAGGACUAACAAUGGGAUGAAAUGUGCCCUGAAACGAAUGUACGUCAACAAUGAGCACGAUUUGCAAGUCUGCAAAAGAGAGAUUCAGAUCAUGAGGGAUCUAUCUGGACACAAGAACAUUGUUGGAUACAUUGAUUCUAGUAUAAACUCAGUGAGCAGUGGUGACGUGUGGGAAGUCUUGAUUCUAAUGGACUUUUGCAGAGGAGGUCAGGUGGUGAACCUGAUGAACCAACGCCUGCAGACGGGAUUCACAGAGAAUGAAGUCUUGCAGAUCUUUUGUGAUACCUGUGAAGCCGUAGCAAGGUUGCACCAAUGUAAAACGCCUAUAAUCCACAGGGAUCUGAAGGUUGAAAAUAUCCUGCUACAUGAUCGUGGCCAUUAUGUCCUGUGUGAUUUUGGAAGUGCCACCAACAAAUUCCAGAACCCUCAAACUGAAGGAGUGAAUGCAGUAGAAGAGGAGAUCAAGAAGUACACCACAUUAUCCUAUAGAGCACCAGAAAUGGUCAACCUGUAUAGCGGCAAACUUAUUACUACAAAAGCAGAUAUAUGGGCCCUCGGUUGUUUACUGUACAAAUUGUGUUACUUUACUUUACCAUUUGGGGAGAGUCAGGUGGCAAUUUGUGAUGGAAACUUCACCAUUCCGGACAACUCUCGCUACUCCCAAGACAUGCACUGUCUCAUACGAUAUAUGCUUGAACCAGAUCCCGACAAGAGACCUGAUAUUUACCAGGUCUCCUACUUUGCAUUCAAGUUAACAAAGAGGGAGUGCCCCAUCCCAAAUGUACAGAAUUCUCCAAUCCCUGCUAAGCUCCCGGAACCAGUGAAAGCUAGUGAAGCAGCUGCAAAAAAGAGCCAGCCAAAAGCCAGGCUGACUGAUCCCAUUCCUCCAAUGGAAACCUCAAUAGCUCCACGUCAGAGACCCAAAGCAGGACAGACACAACCCAACCCUGGAAUUCUGCCUAUUCAGCCAGCCCUCACCCCUAGAAAGAGGCCCACGGCCCAAGCAGCCAUCCAGCCACAAGUUGCAGGCCCUGCUGCUUUGGGUGGUGGCCAGCCCUCACUUCCUGCAAGCGUUCAGCAGCCCAAAGCGCCACCUCCGCAAACUCAACCACAGCCUGCCCCUCAGCCCCAGCCCAAGCAACCGCCCGCUCCUCAGCAGACCCCAGUAGCCCAGCCGCCAGUCCCUUCUACUCAGCCGCAGGCCACGCCUCAGCAUCAGCAGCAGCUCUUCCUGAAGCAGCAGCUACUGCAGCAGCAACAACAGAUGAUGCAAGCUCAGCAGUUCCAAGCGAUGCAGCAGCCAGCCAUGUCGCAGUUUCAAGUGAUCCAGCAGGGAGCGCCGGCUCAGCAGCAACUGAUGCAGAACUAUUACCAGCAGCAGCUGAUCGCGCAGCAGGCAGCCAUGCAACAGAAGACAGCAGUAGUGGCGGCUCAGCCAAAGCAACAGGCUCCAGGGCCGCAGCAGCCACAGGCUGCAGUCCAGCCAGCACCUGUGCAGGAGCAAGUGAAGCAGGCCCCAAUAAGGCAACAGCAAAAGCCUCAAACGACACCGCCUUCAGCUGUUCAGGGGCAAAAGCUGGGCUCCCUCACCCCUCCGUCCUCCCCCAAGACGCAGCGCGCGGGACACAGGAGGAUUCUGAGUGACGUGACGCACAGCGCAGUUUUCGGGGUCCCGGUCAGCAAAUCUACCCAGCUCCUGCAGGCGGCUGCUGCCGAGGCCAGUCUCAACAAGUCCAAGUCUGCAUCCACGACACCGUCUGGCUCCCCUAGGACCUCACAGCAGAACGUCUAUAAUCCACCGGAUGUCUCCACGUGGAACCCGUUCGAUGACGAUAACUUCUCCAAACUCACAGCGGAGGAGCUGCUGAACAAGGACUUUGCAAAACUGAGCGACGGUAAACCUCCAGAGAAGCUUGGCAGCUCCACAGAGAACUUGAUUCCAGGCUUUCAACCAGCUCCCUCUACAACACAGGCAGAUGCUUUUGGUUCUUCUUCCUUUACAGCUGCAUCAGCUGAAAAAACAAAAGACAUCCUGAGUCUGGACACUAGCCCUCCGCUUCUGGCUGUGCCUGAUCCUUUCAUUCCUCUUCCGUUAUCCGACACACCAGAAAAACUGAUUGAGGGUCUCAAAUCUCCCGAGACUGCGCUUCUGCUCCCUGAUAUCCUGCCUCUAGCUGACCCCUUCGGUUGCACCUCUGAUGCUGUGAAUGGAAAAGACGAUAUACCUGUUGAGAGUCUCAUACCUGGCCUGGAGGCUCCACUGCCCCAGCAGCUCGCUUCCCAGACCGACUCAGUUGCUUCUAACAGAACAGACUCUCUCACUGGGGAAGAUUCUCUACUUGACUGCUCUCUGCUUUCUAACCCCGCUGCUGACCUCUUGGACGAGUUUGCUCCUAUAGCUAUUUCAGCUCAAGUUCACAAAGAAGAUACUAAUCUGAUAUCAGGCUUUGAUGUUCCUGAGGGCUCUGAAAAGGUGGCAGAAGAUGAGUUUGACCCUAUCCCAGUGUUGAUAUCCAAAAAUUCACAAGGUUUGCAGAGGGAACAAGUUGUAUAUUCUGUCCUAACCACUGAGCACAGUAAACUGCCUGCUGCUACCGAUGAACUUCCUCUGUACAAAGGCCAGCCUGAGAUGCUUGAAGUGAAUACUCAGCACAAUUCAGAAUCCGAUUACUUUGCAAGAGAUGGGCCUUCAAGCAACAGUUCUUUCCACAGCAGUGAGGGGGAGGGGACAGACCAUGAGGUGGACAUCUUGGAUUGUAGUGGGUCCAGGCCUUUACUUAUGGACUCAGAAGAAGAAGAGGAGUCCAGUAAGUUGCAAUCGACACUCCAGGAAAGAUUUGUGGCUUCCAAAGAAGAUUCCAAGCCCCAGCCUUCCCAGAGGGGCAUGGGGAAAGCUCUGUUUACAGCCUUUCAGCAGCACUCCGGAGAGAUUUUCAAUGAGCCAGAUGUCUUUGCCACGGCUCCUUUCCGAAGCUCAAGAAUAGUGCAUGAUGAGUUGGACAUCUUUACCAAAGCUCCCUUCAUCUCCAAGAACAAUGUUCCUGUCAGGCAGCCAGAAGAGGCAGAUGUAUUCCUAAGUGCCCCUUUCACAAAAAAGAAAAGCUUGGAAGAGUUGACGUCUCAUAACAACAUUUCUAAGGAGCCUCACUCUCCAGCCUCUUUCCUAGGUCAAACUGGUGAUGUCCAACAUGUAGAUAACUCCAAGUUCCAAAACUUGGAUACAGGAACAUGCGGAUUGUCUGUCUCAUCUAGAGCUCAAUACUCCGUGGUAGGGUUUAUUCAGUCAGCCAACCUUCCGUCUCAUUCCAUAAGACCAGUGGAGACCCAAGAAGGCAUUUCUCCCAAAGCUACAUUUAAAGAUCUUGGUGGCAUUCCUAAUGAUAAAAACCAAGGACAUGCACUCUCCCAAGAAGCCGUCUUGGGUUCAAUGGUUAGUAAGCCUUUCCGUCCACAGUCCCUAUCAAAGUAUUCCCGUCACUACAGUCCGGAAGAUGGGCAGGGUCUGGAAGUCCAACCCAUAGCAGCAUACAAAGUGGUUUCUCAGACCAACAAACAGGCUAUCGCAGGAUCUGUCUCUAUUGCUUCUCUGUCUUCCAGGACUAAAGAGCUACCCAGUGUUGACCCAUUUGCUUCAGCACCCUUUCCUUCCAAAUCAGGAAAGCAAAAGCCUUAAACAGUCUGAGAGAAAUGGGGGAUGUGCAUUUCUCACAGGACCUUCAAUCUCUUAGUUGAAACAAGCAACCAUAGCAAUAUAUAUUUUUGUUCAAAACUCCAGUUGCGGUGAUAUUUAGUUGAACCAUUUUAAGUUAUGUUAGAUAGUUUCAGGAUAUUGAAUUCCAGGCUCUAGAGGUUUUUCCCAUCCUUUGUUUAGUUUCUAUUUUUCCCCAAUACUUUUUAGAUUCUUAUUUAAACCAGUAAUAUUCCAUAUUUUCUGGCUUCAGUGUGGGGAAAUCCAUUGGGGAUAAAAUGAAUUAUCAUUAAUACUAGCAUACAGUUAAGAUGCCAGAGCAGAUCAAUCAGGACAAGCUAAUGCUCUGGAGAAGAACUGAGUUUGAAGUAGAAAGGUUGUCAUGAUUUUUUUUUUUUCUUACCAAGGGGAAUUCUGGAAGAGACCAAAGGACAACUCUUCCCAACUGUUAAUCAAUGUCAUCACAAAGCCAGGAGCUGUAGAUUGGCAACUUGAUGAACUGUGUGUGUGUGUGUGUGUGUGUGUGUGUGUAUAGAUCAUAUGCACGUGGAGUAAAAUUGACACGUGCCACUAGUCCUACCAAGAGACCUACACACCAUGGAAGUCCUGUUUUAAGUUAUUGCAUAGGCCUUGUGUUGGCCUUCUUGCCUAUAAGAAGUUUUCACUCAUUGCAGAUGUAAUAGGCAAUUUUCACUGCCUGCAGGUGUAAUACAUGAAAAUGUAUAUCUUUCUUUGGGCCUGAUCCAAAACCGGUUGAAGUCAAUGGAAAGACUUCAAUGAGCUUUGGAUCAGCUCUUUGCUUUGCUGAUACUUCCAUACAUACGUACCUAGGACCUGAUCACAAUCUUUCAGACACAUUCUUCCUGUCACAUUUGGCUACACUCUAGAAAUGCCAUGAUCCUACUGUGUUACUAAGGAAAAGGACAGUUGCUUAAUAUUUAUAAUAUAAUUUAAAAUGUUAGUGUAUCACACUUGAGUUUAGAGGAAAAUGUAGUUGUUUAGUGUGGAAGUUAAUUGCGAUAUUUGUCAUAUUUGUUACUGUUGGUGGCUGAGCAGGGGUACAGCUGACCUCCUUAGGAAUUGUUAGUCUGCCCCCAUGUCUUUUUGCAAAGGAAGGAAAAAGGCAAGUAUCCUUGAUUAAUAAGCAUCCAUAUUUAAUGGCAAGUACCAGAUAGCAAAACAGUUCCUGCCAAAUCCGUUGUUUUUCAAGCUAUUUCACCCCAGAAAACGCUUCUAAACAUCAGACUAUAGGGAUGCUUUUGGCGGCUGACCAUUAAUAGUGCUGUCCUUUUUUUAAAAUGUCAUCUGGCAUAUCCAGAGAAGCCACUCUCCUAGUGAACAUCCUAGAAGAGGGCGAUCUCGGGAAGGUCUCCAUGAUAGUCUCAUUUUCUAAGGACCUGAUCCAAUGCCUAUUUGAAGUCAAUGGAGACAGUCCCAUUGAUGUCAGUAGUCUCUGGAGCCGGCUCUUAAAAGCAUAGCUCUGACUUUGUUCCCAAUUUAAUUUGACAACUUAAUAAUAAAUGGCCUAGAGCUUUGCACUGAAAACGAAGAGAAAAUUCUGCCCUUGGUUACACUCGCAACAUCUCCUUGAAUUCUCUGGGCUUAGGGCAGGGUUGGUUUGCCGAGGUUUUAAAAGUUUGUAAAUAGAUCGUGUGGGACUGGUGUUAGGUUCUGCCAUCUUACAAGAUGGGCACGUGCUCCUAGAAACUGUUGUCUUUUAGCUUUAUUGAACGGAGUAUGUAGCGGGGGUUCUCCUCUCUCACUGGUGUCAAUCAGGGUAUGACUUGUAAAUUCAGCAGUCUCUCACGAGUGUAAAGCUGGUGUAACUGAGUGUAGAAUCCGGUCCAGUCACGUAAACAUGAGACUUUCCAGUCUCACCGGAAACUGCUUUGCAAAAACUCAGACCUAUGACGUUGAGCUCCCAGGUGCCCAAAUAACUGCUCAAGGAACAUAGAAUGCACAUUGAAACUACAUAUGAGCAGAUCUUUGCUAUGCAAAGCAAAACAUUUAGUCCUACAGCUCACUGUUAACAUCACAGCCAGAGAGAGCGAAUUAGAACAAACUUCUCUGCCACCAAAUGGGAGAGGAUUAAUGAAACACUGUUCCUCUUCCCCUGCCCAACCCAUACUGCAGUCAGAGUGACACGAUCCACAUUUUGCUGGUGGACUUGUGCAGCUCUGACUUUAGCAGGGCUGUACGAAUGUAACCAAGAGUAAAGAACUUGACCUUAUGUGUUUAAUACCUCAGGUAGGGGAGGGAAGAAUACUUGAAAAUAAGGAGCAUAGAUUGCUGGCCAUUGGUGACAUGGUUAGCCUAGCUCAGGUUAAGUAGAACUUUUUUUUUUUAAAGGUGGGCAACUUCCUGCUGCUUGUCCGUUAUGUUUCAAGUUAGAUUUUGUAGCUCUGUGGUGGUAGCGGACCCUGUCAGCCAUCCUAGAAAAUGGAAGUACUGUAGGCCCGUUUCUGAGUUUCUUGGAAAUAACAUUUUUUCCCAACUAAACUGAGGAUAUAGUUUGUGUGUGGGUGGCUUGGUUGGUUGAUUUUUAAAAACAAAAAAAUAACUUCUCAAAUGCGUUACUGCUGGAAUAGAUGAAUGUGGAAUGCCUGGAACAUCUGCGAUGUCAAACUGUGAAAUACAAGGCAUACAGAUGAGUAGGGGCGGCUCUAGGAAUCUGGCCGCCCCAAGCACGACGGCAUGCCGCAGGGGGCACGCUGCCGGUCACCGGUCCCGUGGGACCUCUUGCAGACAUGCCU